AUUUUGGUUGGAACAAAUCUGGCAACGGUUAUGCAUUGUUUAUAUUAAAAAAGUUUUGCAAACUUAACCAGGUGUAUGACUAUGUUAGCAAUUUCUUUGCGGACCGAUUUCUUUAAAAUAGUAUGUUUUAAGCAGUAUAAUUAUCCUUUAAGAAUUGCGUCAUAUGGACGGCGAAAUGGAAUUUCCAAUUUCUCUACGUGCAACUCUUUACAGACUGGAACACCACCAGAAAAUGAAGACAAACCACCUCCAAGAAAAUAUAAAACUCCAGUUGAUUGGUUGCCUUUUGAAUGGCACAGACGACCAAUGUUUAAUAUAUUUGAAAAAAGUGGUGAUUUGGUAAAACAUAUCGAUUUUGAUCCAAACUGGUGCAAGCCUGAUUUUGAAUUAUCUGAGGAAUUAAAAUCUGCUGAUGACCAAAUCAAGAAAAUCUUCAGUCUUUCUACUGCUUCAAAGGGAGAAGUAAAAGAAGUUUACCGCAGAAAUUUAUUAAAGAGAAUACAGCGACACCCUCAGGAUUUUGAUUCCCUAGAAGUUCAGAUUGCAUUAAAAACUUUGCAAGUCAAAUCUUUAUUUGAACAUAAAAUACUUAAAAAGGAGGAUAUUAGAGGUGGUCGAAUCAUAUUACCAAUCAUCAUACAGAAACGCAACAAGCUCUUAAAUAAACUUAGAAUCAUAGAUAAUGAGAGGUUUUGUUGGCUGUUGAAAGAAUUACAAUUGGAAUAUAGUCCAGAGCCAUUGCGAUUCCAUUUAGAAAAGUACUGUAAAAAGUGGGAUCUUCGACGAUUAACAAAAGAAUACUGUGAGAGGACGAUUGCUGAUAAAAAGGCUGCUUAUCAUGAAGCAUUAAAAGAACAGCAGCAGGCUUUCUUAAAAGAAAAAGAAGAAAUCUUAGCGUGGAUUGAAAAAGAAGAAAAAGAAUUAAAUAAUUAAGGAAAAAAUAAUAAAGUGUGUAAAUUACUAUAUGUUGUGGGUAACAUAUUUUGUUUUAAAAAACGUAGGAAAAAAAAUUUACAUAAACAUAGAUACAUGAUAGUAAAUGUCAAAUAGAUUAUUGAAAUUGCAAAAAUAAAGUAACUACAUUGAAUCCUU
This is a messenger RNA of Stegodyphus dumicola, 1092 nucleotides long. RefSeq names its product 28S ribosomal protein S15, mitochondrial (gene bonsai). Lineage: Eukaryota; Metazoa; Arthropoda; Arachnida; Araneae; Eresidae. Gene Ontology annotation, biological process: mitochondrial translation. The record is from RefSeq and is a predicted model, not a curated record. Gene Ontology annotation, cellular component: mitochondrial small ribosomal subunit; ribosome. Gene Ontology annotation, molecular function: RNA binding; structural constituent of ribosome.